CCCCAGGAAGCAUGCUGCGCCUACGUCCUGAUCGUCACGGCGAUCUACUGGGUGUCAGAGGCCGUCCCGCUGGGGGCCGCUGCCCUGGUCCCGGCCUUCCUCUACCCCCUGUUCGGGGUGCUCAAGUCCAGCGAGGUGGCAGCGGAGUACUGUAAGGACACCACCCUGCUGCUGAUGGGGGUGAUCUGUCUGGCCGCCUCCAUCGAGAAGUGGAACCUCCACAAGCGCAUCGCCCUGCGCAUGGUGAUGAUCGCCGGGGCCAAGCCCGGGAUGCUGGUCCUAGGGUUCAUGUGCUGCACGGUCUUCCUCUCCAUGUGGCUGAGCAACACCUCCACCACGGCCAUGGUGAUGCCCAUCGCAGAGGCCGUCCUUCAGCAGCUGAUUGGCACCGGCCUGGCCGACGCCCACCUGGACUCCGAGGAGACGGGCGACGCCCCCUACGAGGACAGCGCCGCCACAGGCAAAGAAGAAAAGAUCGACAAGAAUCAGCUGGAGAUACUAUACCGUGACGACAGUGAUGCUGCCGGACAUGACCUCUCUUCCCUGACGGAGGUGAGUGUGACCUUUGCACCCCAGGUUCACAGCGCGGAGAGCAACGGCAUGAAGCGUACUCGGAGCCCGAGUCAGGCCUUCGUUCAGCAGAGCAACGGACACCUGCCAGAGGCGCCCCUCCCGGUGAAGCGGGUGCGGGCGCGGCGGGACUCCCAGUACCCGACCAAGCGGGACCACAUGAUCUGUAAAUGUCUCUCGCUCAGCAUCACGUACUCGGCCACCAUCGGCGGCCUCAUCACCAUCACCGGCACCUCCACCAACCUCAUCUUCGCCGAGCAGUUCAACACGCGGUACCCCGAGGCCAAGGUGAUAAACUUCGGGACGUGGUUCGUCUUCAGCCUGCCCAUCGCCCUCGUCAUGCUGGUGCUCACCUGGCUCUGGCUGCACCUGCUCUUCCUGGGCUGCAACUUCAGAGAGACGUGCUCAUGGAGUAAGAAGAGGAAGACGAGGAGAGAACUCGACUCAGAGAGGAGGAUCCAGGAGGAGUACAUCAAACUGGGGCCCAUCAGCUACCCGGAGGUGGUGACCGGGGUGUUCUUCAUCCUGAUGACGGUCCUGUGGUUCACUAGGGAGCCCGGCUUUGUCCCAGGCUGGACCUCGCUGUUUGAGAAGAAGGGCUACAGGACGGAUGCCACCGUGUCCGUCCUCCUGGGCUUCCUGCUCUUCCUCAUCCCCGCCAGGCGACCCUUCUCCUCUUCCUCCAGCUGGAGAAACAGAGACGACGUGGACCCCGACCCUCUGGCCCCCAUGAUCACCUGGAAGGACUUCCAGAAGCUGAUGCCCUGGGAGAUCGUCAUCCUGGUGGGGGGCGGCUACGCACUGGCCGCCGGCUGCAAGGUGUCGGGGCUGUCGGUGUGGAUUGGCAGGCAGCUGGAGCCAAUGAGCGGGCUCCCUCCCUGGGCCGUCACGCUGCUGGCCUGCCUCCUGGUCUCCGCGGUAACCGAGUUCGCCUCAAACCCGGCCACUCUGACCGUGUUCCUGCCCAUCCUGUCUGCACUGUCAGAGACCCUGAUGAUCAACCCCCUCCACUGCCUCAUCCCCGCCACCAUGUGUGUGUCCUUCGGCGUGAUGCUGCCAGUGGGGAACCCCCCCAACGCCAUCGUCUUCAGCUACGGCCACGUCAAGAUCAGCGACAUGGUGAAGGCAGGCUUCGGGGUGAACCUGAUCGGCGUUGCCGUGGUGAUGCUGGCCAUCUCGACCUGGGGGGUCCCCCUCUUCCACCUCUCGGAGUUCCCCGCCUGGGCGCUGGCCAGGAACACCACCAUGCAGAGCUUAUAACUCCAGGAGAGAGAGAGAGAGAGGGAGAGGGAGGGAGGGAGAGAGAGAGAGACAUUGACAAGAGUUGGAUGAAAAAUGAGCACAUACAACGUAGAUCUGCUGCUAUAGACGAGACCAAGGAAUGCAAACAUACACAAAUACACUUUAGACUGAGUUAUUUUGCAUAACUAGCGUUUCUAGUUCGCCAAAAAGCCAAACUGAUGGUUUUUAUUUUUGUACUCUUUAAAAUCGUCUGAAAGACGCCUAAGAUCAGAAUCAGCCACUAGGGGGUGCUACAAAGUGGAUUUAUUUUCUAUGGCGUUGUGCCUGUUUCGAGAAUCGACAAUCAUGCUGCCAAUUCUGAAAUUUUAAACACUGUUUGAAGAAUUACGUUACACUGACAGACCUUAACCUUAAAACCAGUGUGCCUGAGAUGGAAUAAAGUUUAAAGACGAUUGCACCAUGGUCGAUGCUGCUCUGAACAGAUGCAUGUGUGGACAGUAAUGAUGACCACUCAUUUGUAAAGGACUGUGACUUGCUUCCCUCAGUGCAAGUUGUAGAGGAGUCAAAGAUGGUAUACUAAACAGUAUAAGUUAAGAUCACGCACAGGUUAUAGUUUUCGGGGCAUUUGUCACUUUAAAAGACUCCAUCAUCCCUCCUGCCUUUAUGUUACAGGCUCAAUAGUGUUUUUUUGUAUAUUGUUUUGUUCAUUGUAAAACAGAAUCUGGUUUGAGAAGGUUCCAGUU
This is a messenger RNA of Gadus chalcogrammus (walleye pollock), 2555 nucleotides long. RefSeq names its product solute carrier family 13 member 4 (gene slc13a4). Lineage: Eukaryota; Metazoa; Chordata; Actinopteri; Gadiformes; Gadidae. Gene Ontology annotation, molecular function: transmembrane transporter activity. The annotation marks the transcript as partial. The transcript is spliced from 15 exons. The record is from RefSeq and is a predicted model, not a curated record. Gene Ontology annotation, biological process: monoatomic anion transmembrane transport. Gene Ontology annotation, cellular component: membrane.